Apiotrichum porosum is the source of this 915-nucleotide messenger RNA. RefSeq lists its product as uncharacterized. Gene Ontology annotation, biological process: protein N-linked glycosylation. The record is from RefSeq and is a predicted model, not a curated record. Lineage: Eukaryota; Fungi; Basidiomycota; Tremellomycetes; Trichosporonales; Trichosporonaceae. The transcript is spliced from 3 exons. Bases 1 to 915 code for a protein of 304 amino acids. Gene Ontology annotation, molecular function: alpha-1,6-mannosylglycoprotein 6-beta-N-acetylglucosaminyltransferase activity.
AUGGUCCAUAACGUGAGUAGAGAGCCAUCUCAUCCGCAGUCGACCGCAGUCGAGCGGGCAGAGGGCGGGAGUGGUGGUCAGGAGGUCAAACCAUUGGCGUGUAGAGGUGCUAACGUGGUGCAGGCCGUUUCCGUACCCAGGCCACACAUGGGUCCCCAUUUCCAUGGAGGAAGAGUGCAAGAAGACGCCCAUCAUACCCCAGGACGAACGCACAAAGGACGUGCUGGUCCUGGGCAAGACAUUGACGAGGAACAUGGCUACAUCCCAGAACAGUGGGACUGGGACCGUCUCCUCGACGACCUGUACGAGGAGGGCUUUGCAAGUGAGCUGGUGGCGACGCUCAACCCGGAAACGGUGCAGUUUGCACCCAACGCCAUCAUGCCGCCAGCGUUCACAAACCUCGGGCAGAUGGAACGUGAAAAGUUCAACAUGGUCCUCAGUGGCGUGGGCGUCAUGCUGGGCAUGAGCAUGCCCAUGAUCAGCCCGACCCCCUUCCUGGCACUAUGCCGUGGCAUCCCCGUCGUCAUGCCGUUUAUCCGUUCCGACCUGCCCAAACCAGACCCGAAGCAGUGGAUCGCAUACGCGGGGACACACUGGCAGCAUGGUCCCAUCAGCGCACUCCCCGAGCCAUACGUCUACUCGUACACGCUAGGUGACAAGGAGGGCCUGGCCAAUGCGCUUGUCAAGGCGCUCAAGAACCCGAUCCAGCCAUACGUGCCACCAGACUACUCGACCCAGUCGUUGCGGCGAAAGGUCCGAGCCAUGCUUUAUUACGAUUAUGAGACAGAGUACAAGGACAUUCGCAAGAAGGAAGGCGGCGUCUCGCCACGAGUGCCGUCGUACAUGAUCGAAGGAUGCUGGAGGAACGGCCGGUGCUACUUUGGCCCCGAGCCGGACGAUUACAUCGCCGACUAG